Messenger RNA from Marchantia polymorpha subsp. ruderalis, 2737 nucleotides. The record is from the annotation of a GenBank genome assembly. NCBI's taxonomy places the organism in Eukaryota, Viridiplantae, Streptophyta, Marchantiopsida, Marchantiales, Marchantiaceae.
CACGGCGCGAGAAGAGGGAGGGUUUAAGAUUCGAAGCGCAGGCACUUGUGGCGAUUUUGGGAUUCGCCUCAAAUCCCUAAAUUGUUAGGCGUAGUAGCAUCGCGAGAGCCGAUGGGGGUUUGAGGUGCAUACGCUUGUCUUGUCUUGUGCGCGAGGAUGCUUCAUGGUUCCCGGAUGUUUCGGUCUGUAAAUCUAGGCCGGAUUUAACUCUGACUUAGUGCGUGCUGGAUUCCUCGAGGACAAUUGAUGGUUGCGGGUUCGAGCUGGUUUGGGUUGUUUGGGUUCGGUAAAUUGGUGUCAGAGGUGAGGAGCCGGAUCAGAUCGGGAUCGGGUUAAGUUGGAGUUGAUGAAGAGGAAUUGGUGGGUGAUCUGAGUGGAGGGAGCACUGGGCAGGAUGAAGAGGAGUUUGUGUCUGGCAAGACGCCUGCCUUCAUGCGUGUGUUGGAAUUCGAGGGAUGUCAUACCGUCGUCUUCAGCAAUUUGCUCUGUUUCAGCAACUGGAAACCUUCCAAUUCCCAACUUCAAACGUAGACUCAGCGGAGAAAGAUUGAGAGUCCAGCAUGAGAAUUCUGAAAAACGAUGUUUACCCCUGGGAACCCGGGUUACAGCUGAAGAGAAUCGUAACGCGCUGCUUUCAAAUGCAAGUUCAUUGGCAGCCGAUGAGAGAAGAGAGCAGAUUUUUAUUUCUGACACAGAGCAUCACCGAAUAAUUGUUGUAAAUCAAGCCGGAAAUAUCCUAGACUGUAUUGGAUCUUCUCCUGGUUUUGAGGAUGGGACUUUUGAGAACGCUAUGCUGUGUUGUCCAUCGUCUACGGUCUACGAUGAGCUCAAUGACUGCCUUUACAUUGCCGAUUCCAAGAAUAAUGUCAUUCGUAGGGCUGAUCUGAGCAAGAGAACUGUAGAUACUGUCGGUCGAAAUAUGGACGACAGUGAGAGUCCACUGUGGAGCAGAAUCUUGAAGUGGAUGCGAGGAUUUGGAUUUGUCUCGAACAAGAAACCCCAGCAGCAGACGGAAGAGAUCACCGACGGAGCAAGAAACAAAACAACUUUGAGCAAUCCUUGGCACCUGAAUUUAGCGGUAAAUGGGUCCCUUAUAGUUGCAAGUCGUGGCUUUGAAUCAUCGUGGGUCCUUGACCCCAUUACCGGAGAGUCGUCCAAAAUCUCUUGCGAAGGAUCAGAAGCUGUUCAUGAGGAUUAUGAGAAAAAGUUAUUUGCUUCGAAAGAGAAGGCCGAUACCUUUAAUUUCAUAAGAAAAAGUUCACUCACAGAAAGUACCUUAAGACCGUAUUCCUCGACGGACAUGGUUUCACUUGUUGCGAAAAUACACCAAAACCUCUUUUUUUUAGAAACAGAAGGUCACGUAGUCCGGAAAAUGGACUUGCAGACAGGAAGCACAACGACUCUUAAGCUGUCGAACUUUGGCUGUUUGGGGUUUCCCUCUUGGUGGUUUAUUCAACCUCUUAGCCUUCUAACCGCCGACAGGGAUAAUGUCUCAACUGCUCCAUCAACAUCUCAGGAAGACAACAUUUUGUGUCAUGAAAUCCAGCUUCAACCAGGUAGGUGCCUCGUCUGCAUUGACCCAGUUCUUCCGGAGGGAAUGGCCUUGGCAGCUCCCGUCGAUGAUAAAGCGGUCUUGAGGCAAGCUAGGGGCAGUGUAGUAGACUUAAGUAUGUUCGGCGGACGACUCGUGUCACACAAGGUACACCGUGGAUCAUGUUUGGAGUAUACACAAAACAUUUUAUGAUAUCGAUAAAACUUCCCAUUUCUGGUGCCCAACAAUGGGUCGAUGAUUUCGAGGAUUUAGAAGCUGAAGACGAGAGUUUUGAUGAGCUGGUUGGACCCCUGAAAUCUGAAUAUGGGUUACCUCUUUAUACGUUCAUCGAUGCCAGCCUCGGUUCUGGAGAGGUGCAAGUGGAUGCGGUGCUUUAUUUAAAACCUUCGGGUUCAGGGAGCACUAAGGUGGUUUCGAGAACGGAUCCAAUCAAAACCAGUUCAACGGAGACACACACUAUGCACAGUUUUGACGCUGCGGAUAAUGACUAUUAUGUGUGUCUAAGACAUCUGCAUGUCCGUGUGAGGAUUGAGGUAACAACAACGGCUUCGAGUGAGCGGACGAAUCUCAUAAGUGUACAGGUGUGAUUGAGAAGAUGUUUCGAGGGUAGUAAGUGGUGCGCAUCUGCUUUCUAUGUGAAGGUUCUUCAACUGCCCCGACAGAGUUUGAGCAGCCCCAGCAGAGUUCCCUGGUUUGAGUGAUUGAGAGUCCAGGGGCUUGAAAUCCCUCUCCUCUGAGUUACGCAAGCAGCCCACUGCUCAUGAGGGAAAUGUGAAUUGUAUCCUUCCCCUGUCUCGGUUUCCAGCAUCUGCUCCAAAACUCCACCUGGGUGUCAAGAAGCAAGUCUCAGGAGACACUGAGGAGACGAUUUUUGACUCAAGGCCACUAAUAUACGCUAAUAUCUCGUUGAGUCGGAAGGACCUGGAGAGUCAAUGCAUUGCAUGCCAGGAACGCAGAAGUUGAUUGUUAGUUUCCCCUCAGCAGAUUUGCUCAGGAGUAGCUUUAGGUGAGUCCUCGGUGGGAUGGUUUCAUGCCCACACGUCUGCACGCCCAUGAAAGUCAUCAAAGGUCUCAAGGUGUUCCCUCUCGCACCAUUAUGCAGACGGAACUAAGAAUUGUUGAAUAUGCAUUUAUGAGCUUCGAGGAACCACGCAUGCAUGCAUGCCACCAUUGCCAUGACUACCC